Messenger RNA from Spizellomyces punctatus DAOM BR117, 1807 nucleotides. RefSeq lists its product as uncharacterized. The transcript is spliced from 4 exons. Lineage: Eukaryota; Fungi; Chytridiomycota; Chytridiomycetes; Spizellomycetales; Spizellomycetaceae. Bases 285 to 1700 code for a protein of 471 amino acids. The record is from RefSeq and is a predicted model, not a curated record.
GCCAGAUACAAGCCGAUCAUGGCCAAGACCUUACAUUGGCAUAUAUUACAUAUCUGGCCGAAACGUGAGACUUGUAUGCCCUAGCUGUGAUUCAAAAGUGCAGAGCUGAGGAACAAGCGAUAUUCUUGAGCGGCGGCUCACUUUGAGAAGGAAGAAAGUGCUGCUUCCAAAGAACAUUAGCAAAGUAAUAUUUCUGCAGAAUGUUGCGUCGGCAAUGGCAGAAAACCUUGCAAAGAUGGCAUCUCCUUUGCGCGUUUGCGUGAGAUCGCGUCUACUCUUUCUCCAUGCAUUCCAUUACCGGCUCCUCCCCGCUCAUUUCAUGCUUCGAGUUAUCCCCAGCAGUGCAAACCCACCUAACUAACCUCCGCACCGAGAUUGCUUCUACUAGACCCAACCUCCGAGCGCUCAUUACCAUCCUCACGAAAACACUGUCUUCUCUUCAAACUCCCUGUCCCCUUCCGCACGCCGUAUCCCUCAUUCGUUCAAUAGCUUCUCUCCCCUACAUUCGUCCCACGGAUAGCGAGGAAGCCGAGCGGUUAACGAAUGCGGUCAUCAAGGUUUUAAUGAGUUUGAGUGCAGGGGGAGAAGACGUUUGGGCGGUUGGAUUAUGUUGCUGUCUCUUGUCGGAGGUUGCUCAAAGGCUCGACGAAGGAAAUACGAGAUUUGGGAUCCAAGUUACCGCUGUUUGUCGAAACCUUGUGUCUGUGGUCGAGGGUCUUGAUGCCGUGAAACGUGUGCAGCGAAAUGAUGAAAGGUCUUGGAUAUGCCAGAUCCUUUGCAUGCUUUCGCUGGUCGAUCUUACGCUGCAUCUCUGCAGCAUCUGUGCGCGUGUAGAACAGCGCGGGUCGCAACUCGUGUCUUCCGAGGCACCGGCAAAGUUUCUUUUGACGAGCACUCUGAGCUGCAUCAUGACCAUUCUCGCCACCACAUCACCGUCUCCCUUACGUCGACAGGAUCGCCAGAUGCAAUCAUCUCAGCACCAAGUCAUCUAUGCCCGUCUAGCCGCGUUGCAGUGUCUCCAGAGGCUCUUUGUUGAACCAGACGCUCCAGAUUCUAAUGGGGAUGACACCGCCGGACACUUGAGAGGAGGGGUCCAUAUUUGGAGGCAACUCAGUGAACCAUCUGCCACAAGAGUCAUUUCAAAUAUUGCCGAUAUGGUUCGAAAACACUUGCCAGUAGUGAUGGAUCCCAUCACCUAUCAGCCUCCAGACCACGAAGAGAUGAUCCUAUCGGGACUCAUCAACAUCCUCUCCGCAGCGGGUUUAUUUGAGACACUCUUUUCAACCCGAUCCGUAUGCGUCAAAUUCCUUCCAAACAUUAUUGUUUGCGCCAUCCCACCAACACCUUCUUCACCGCCCUGUGCUGAUAUGCGAUUUCCGAAAUUACGAUUAGCGUGUUUAACCUUUCUCGCGAGAUUUGUAACCUCCGUCGCCGUAGCAUCUAGACUACACGAUAGCCCAAAAUUUAUAGAGCUGCUAGACAAACGACCGUUUGGUUCCUCUGUUACUGCUUUGUGGGUUGUACCGCCGACGCGGAAGCAUUUGUCUGGAAAUGCUGGGCAGGAUGAAAUCGAUGUUACAGUGGCUGUUAGUAAAUUGUUUUUGGGUCGGUGGUGGGAAUGGGACAUAGAGUGGGUUAUUAGUGUGGAAAAUGUGCUGGAUCUGGCUAGGGAAGCGUACGGGAAGCACAGUGAAAUGUGACCCAACCCUAUCUUCCAAAAGAACCAAUGAAUAGCAAUCCGUCACGACCAUCAAGCUACAAAGAUCAUCUCGUUAAUCCGCAAUUUGAAUUCGCAUCUAUUCCGAUA